AGGCAGAAACAUAUAUACAUAAGCACAUACAUACAUAAUCCUCCUUCUUCAUAUACAUACAUUUUUUUUUUGUUUGAUUAAUAAGAAGAAUGUCAUCAAAAUCCAAUAAUAAUAAAGCUUAUUAUUAUGCUGAUCUUCCAAUUUUGGACAUAUCUCAGCCAUUAGAAGAAUCUUCAUUAGAAUCUCUCUCCAAAGCUUGCAAAGAAUGGGGUUUUUUCCACAUAAUCAACCAUGGAAUCUCCAAAGAUCUAUGCAACCAGCUUCAUUCACUGUCCAAAUGUCUCUUCUCUCUCCCAUCUGAUACCAAGCUUAAGCUUGGGCCUUUCUCUAAUGUCAAAUCUUACACUCCACCCUUCAUUGCUUCUCCAUUCUUUGAGAGCCUCAGAGUUAAUGGACCUGAUUUUUAUCUCUCUGCUAAGUCUUCUGAAGAUGUUUUAUUUCACAGAACCAAUUCCAAAUUCAGUGAAACUUUGCAAGAAUAUUGUAGCAAGAUGGCAGAACUGUGUGAGAAGAUUGUGAAGAUUGUGUUGAUGAGCAUAGGUGAAGGAUUUGAGAAAAUGUUCUAUGAUGAUGAAUUCAGAAAGUGCCAUGGAUACUUAAGAAUAAACAACUAUUCAGCCCCAGAAGAAGAAAGAGAAGAAGUUGAAGGACUUGGAAUGCACACAGACAUGAGUUGCAUAACAAUCUUAUACCAAGAUGAAAUUGGAGGGCUUCAAGUGAAGACAAAUGAUGGAGAAUGGAUUGACAUAAAGCCUUCAGAGGGAACACUUGUGGUUAACAUUGGAGACAUGUUACAAGCUUGGAGCAAUGACAAGUUGAGAUCUUCAGAACAUAGAGUUGUUUUGAAGCAACCUUGUGUGAAUAGAUUCUCUUUGGCAUUCUUUUGGUGCUUUGAGGAUCACAAAGUCAUUGUGGCACCCAAUGAGGUUGUUGCUCUUCAUCAUGCCAAUAAGAGAUUCUAUUCUCCCUUUCUUUGCUUGGAUUAUUUGAAGUUUAGGGAGAAUAAUCAAAAGGGAAGCUUUGAGAAGGUUGGUUUUACUGUUAGAGAUUUUGCUGGAAUUUAAUCAACUCCCAUCUGUAAUUAUUGGAUUUUUUUUACUUAAUUAAAAUUUUAUCUGAUUAUGUCAA
Messenger RNA from Arachis ipaensis, 1128 nucleotides. RefSeq names its product gibberellin 20-oxidase-like protein. NCBI's taxonomy places the organism in Eukaryota, Viridiplantae, Streptophyta, Magnoliopsida, Fabales, Fabaceae. The record is from RefSeq and is a predicted model, not a curated record.